Fusarium graminearum PH-1 is the source of this 1236-nucleotide messenger RNA. RefSeq lists its product as uncharacterized. Bases 1 to 1236 code for a protein of 411 amino acids. The transcript has 4 exons. Gene Ontology annotation, molecular function: oxidoreductase activity; FMN binding. The record is from RefSeq and is a predicted model, not a curated record. Lineage: Eukaryota; Fungi; Ascomycota; Sordariomycetes; Hypocreales; Nectriaceae.
AUGACUUCUCACAUAGAGCAGCCGAUAACGCUGAAGAAUGGCUUGACGAUACCAAAUAGGCUAGCCAAGUCUGCCAUGGCAGAGAACCUAGCAGAUGCAGACCUUUUGCCAACCGAUCAAGUCUAUACUGCUUACAAGACCUGGGCCAGUGGCGGCUGGGGACUUAUAAUCACAGGGAAUGUGCAGGUUGAUCCCCGUCACCUGGGCCAAGCUGGAGAUAUUGCCAACAAUGACUCCAUCGACAGGAGUCGCAUUCUGACCAGCUGGAAGAAGUGGGCAUCCGUCUCUAGAAGCGGCGGAACUCCAACAGUAGUCCAGAUCAGCCAUCCCGGUCGGCAAUCUCCACUCGGCGCUGGUACUCGAGGUCUCUUCGACAAGACGCUCGCUCCAAGCGCUAUUCCUCUGCGACUCGGCAAAGGCGUCUUCGCGGGGGUGGUCUCCAGGCUUCUGUUUGGAACCCCGAGAGCCAUGACGGUCACGGAGAUUCUAGAUAUCCAAGAACGCUUCGUCAAGACAGCAGUACUUGCUUCUGAUGCAGGAUUCGAUGGCAUAGAGCUUCACGGAGCACACGGAUACCUACUCUCACAAUUCUUAAAUCCCAAGACUAACCACCGAACUGAUGAGUAUGGAGGAUCAGCUGCCGCGAGAGCAAAGAUUGUGGUGGAUAUUAUCAAGGCAAUUCGCAAGGCCGUGCCACGAAGCUUUACAGUUGGUAUCAAGUUCAACUCGGUUGAUCAUCAGUCUUCACAAGCUUUGGAGGAGUGCAUCGAGCAACUCCGCUUGAUCACAGAUGCCGGAAUCGAUUUCCUCGAAAUCAGCGGUGGAAGUUAUGAAGAUCCACCUGGUGUUGUCGAUCCCGAUAAAGUCACAGCCGCCAAGAAAGAAAGCACAAAGGCACGAGAAGCCUUCUUUCUCGACUUUGCAAUAGCCAUCAGAGACCAAUUCCCUGGUCUUCCGUUGCUCGUUACUGGCGGUUUCCGUAGCCGCAAGGUGAUACAGGAUGCAUUGGCAAGCGGGUCUCUUGACCUUGUUGGUCUAGCCCGGCCAGCAAUGCUGGACCCCUCUGUCCCGAACAAUACUCUCUUGGACAAGAGCAAGAAAGACGAUGAGGCGCGAGCCAUCGCAAUUUCCAUUCCAACCCCGUGGUUGCUGAAGAAGAUUGGCAAUUAUGUCAUCGGAGCGGGUUAUGAAACGGCCUGGUAUGGAAGGAAGAUCAAGACCCUGGGCAAAGACUAA